AACCUCUCUCUCUCUACCCUUUGGCAAUUUGCACAAUUUGCAAAGCACCUUUAUCGUUCUUUCCUAUGCUACUUCAGUUUGGUUUCUAAUUUCAGAUGUUUGCCACUUACUCUCACUAGGGUUUCCCUUCUGCAGGUGGUGGAUGUCAUCUCUUCCCUGAAUUAUGAGUGUGCUGUGAAAAUGGUGAGACAGAAGAUUCAGAUCAAGAAGAUCGAUAACUUGACGGCACGCCAGGUGACCUUUUCAAAGAGAAGAAGAGGGGUUUUCAAGAAGGCUCAAGAACUCUCUACUCUUUGUGAUGCUGAGAUAGCCCUAAUUGUUUUUUCUGCCACUGGAAAACUCUUCCAUUAUUCUAGCUCAAGCAUGAUGCAACUAAUUGAAAGGCAUAGAGGGCAAGCAGAAAACUCAGACAAAUUAGGACAACCAUCUUUCCAACUUCUGGAAAAUAAUGGCUAUGGAAUGCUCAGCAAGGUACUCAUGGACAAGACUCGUGAGUUGAGGCAACUCAAGGGAGAAGAUCUCCAUGAACUUGACAUGGAUGAGUUGAUCAGACUAGAGAAGACGGUAAUGGGAGGACUAAACCAUGUCGUUGAAGCAAAGAAUGACAAGUUCUUGAAAGAGAUUAGUUUGCUCAGGAAAAAGGAAUCUGAAUUAAUGGAAGAAAAUGCUAAGUUGAAACAGCUAGCCGAAAAAUUUGAAGUCACUGGAAAUGGUACUGAGCAAAGCAAUUCAUCUGAGUGCAUCACCAAUAUUUCUCAUGGUUCUGAUACUUCCCUCAGGCUGGGCUUACCUUUCACCUUCGGAAGAUGAGGCCAGGAGACUCCAACCCAGAAGAAUAGUUGUCCAUUUUCUUAGUAGGAUAUAUUUAUAAAUUAUAAUGUUAGUCAUUGCCAAGAAGGCUAAAUGCUUAUCCUUCUCCAAUCAACAAAAGAAUGGUGCAUGCAUGUUUGGGCUUUAUAUAUUUCGAUUAUUCGAGA
Molecule: messenger RNA, 977 nt
Organism: Olea europaea var. sylvestris
Lineage: Eukaryota; Viridiplantae; Streptophyta; Magnoliopsida; Lamiales; Oleaceae
Product: MADS-box protein SVP-like
Exons: 9
Coding region: 181-810 (209 amino acids)
Biological process (GO): positive regulation of transcription by RNA polymerase II
Cellular component (GO): nucleus
Molecular function (GO): RNA polymerase II cis-regulatory region sequence-specific DNA binding; protein dimerization activity; DNA-binding transcription factor activity, RNA polymerase II-specific
Source: RefSeq, a predicted model, not a curated record